AGAACCCGUAGAACUCAGCAAUAGGCCGGGUAGAGUGGCUUAUGCCUGUAAUCCCAGCACUUUGUGAAGCUGAGGUGGGUGGAUCACCUGAGGUCAGGAGUUCGAGACCAGCCUGGCCAACGUGGUGAAACCCUGUCUCUACUAAAAAUACAAAAAUUAGCUGGGCGUGGUGGUGUGCACCUAUAAUUCCAGCUACUCGGGAGGCUGAGGCAGGAGAAUUGCUUGAACCUGGAAGGCAGAGGUUGCAGUGAGCCGAGAUUGCGCCACUGCACUCCAGCCUGGACUCCAUCUCAAAAAUAACAACAAUAAAAUACCUCAACAACAAAAAGACAACCCAAAUUAAAAAUGGGCAAAGAACUCAAAUAGAUGCUCCUCCAAAGAAGAUAAAUGGCCAGGCUGGGCACGGUGGAUCACGCCUGUUAUCCCAGCACUUUGGGAGGCUGAGGCGGGUGGAUCACUUGAGGUCAGGAGUUCAAGACCAGCCUGGACAACAUGAAACCCUGUCUCUACCAAAAAUACAAAAAGUUAUCCGGGUGUGAUGGUGCGCAUCUGUAAUCCCAGCUACUCGAGAGGCUGAAGCAGGAGAAUUGCUUGAACCCGAGAGGCGGAGGUUGCAGUGAGCCGAGAUCACGCCACUGUAUUCCAGCCUGGCGACAGAGCAAGACUCUGUCUCAAAAAAUGUAUAUAAAAACAAAACCAUGAGAUGCCAUAUUAUGCCCAUUACGAUGACUAUACUAAAACAAAAAGCAAUGUUGGAGAGGAUGUCGAGAAAUGGGACCCUCAUCCACUGCUACUGGGAAUGUAAAAUGCAGCCACUUUGGCAAACAGACCCUCAAAAAGGAGCAUUAGCAUAUGCCCACAGUUCUGCUCCUAGGUACAUACUCAAGAGAAUUGAAAAUGUGCCCACAGAAGCCUGCACACAGAUGCUCAUGGCAGCAUUAUUUACAGUAGCCCCUCAGUGGAAAAAACCAAAUUAUGCAUCCACUGAUAAAGUGUGAUACGUUCACAGGAUGGAAUAUUACUCAACUGUGAAAAGGAAUGAAGCAAUCACAGUCGAGGAGGAACCUUGACAAAUUAAAAAAAGCCAGACAUGAAAGGUCACAUGUUGUGUGACUGCAUCCUAUGAAAUGCCCAUUACAGGCAAAUCCAUGGAAACAAGAAGUAGCUUAGUCGUUACUAGGGACGGAGAAUGGAGAGUUACCAUUUAAUGGGUAUAGUGUUUCGUUUUGGGGAAGUAAGAAGGUUCUGGAAUUGGUGAUGGUUGCACAACCUUGUUGAUAUACUAAAAGCUGUUGGGCGCUGUGGCUCAUGCCUGUAAUCUCGGCACUUUGGGAGGCUGAAGCUGAAGGAUCCCUUGAGCCAGGAGUUCAAGACCAGCCUGGGCAACACAAUGAGGCCCUGUCUCUACAAGAAAUAUAUUUUUAUUAUAUUUUUUUGAGACAGAGUCUCACUCUGUCAUCCACGCUGUAGUGCGGUGGUGCGAUCUCAGCUCACUGCAACCUCCGCCUCCCAGGUUCAAGUGAUUCUUCUGCUUCAGCCUCCCGAGUACUUGGGAUUACAAGCACGUUCCACCACACCCGGCUAAUUUUUGUAAUUUUAGUCGAGACGGGGUUUCACCAUGUUCGCCAGGCUGGUCUCAAACUCAUGACCUCAAGUGACCUGCCCACCUUGGCCUCCCAAAGUGCUGGGAUUACUACAGUCACUACACCCAGCCUCAAAAACUAUAUUUUUAAAAAUUAGCAGCUGGGCGCAGUAGCUCAUGCCUAUAAUCCCAGCACUUUGGGAGGCCGAGGCGGGUAGAUCACGAGGUCAGGCGUUCGAGACCAGCCUGGCCAAGAUGGUGAAACCUCGUCUCUACUAAAAAUACAAAAAUUAGCUGGGCAUGGUGGUGGGUGCCUGUAGUCCCAGCCACAGGGAGGCUGAGGCAGAAGAGAACCCGGGAGGUGGAGGUUGCAGUGAGCAGAGAUCAUGCCAUUGCACUCCAGCCUGGGCGACAGGGUGAGACUCCGUCUCAAAAAAAAAAAAAAAAAAAAAAAAAUAGCCAGGCACGGUGGCUCACACCUGUAAUCCCAAUACUUUAGGAGGCCAAGGCAGGAGGUUCGCUUGAUCCUCCUAGGAGGUAGAGAUCAGCCUGGGCAACAUAGCAAGAUCCUGUUUCUAUAAAAAAUAUAUUUUUAAAAAUUGGCCAGCCGGGCGCAGUGGCUCACACCUGCAAUCCCAGCGCUUUGGGAGGCUGAGGUGGGUGGAUCACCUGAGGUCGGGAGUUCGAGACCAGCCUGACCAACAUGGAGAAACCCUGUCUCUACUAAAAAUACAAAAUUAGACAGGUGUGGUGGCACAUGCCUGUAAUCCCAGCUACUCAGGAGGCUGAGGCAGGAGAAUUGCUUGAACCCAGGAGGUGGAGGUUGUGGUGAGCCAAGAUCGAGCCAUUGUACUCCAGCCUGGGCAACAAGAGUGAAAACUCCGUCUCAAAAAAAUAAAAAAACAAAAAUUGGCGGGGGUGCCAGGCACGGUGGCACACGCCUGUAAUCCCAGCACUUUGGGAGGCCAAGGUGGGUGGAUCACUUGAGAUCAGGAAUUUGAGACCAGCCAAGCCAACAUGGUGAAACCCCAUCUCUACUAAAAAUACAAAAAUUAGCUGAGCGUGGGGCAUGUGCCUGUAAUCCCAGCUACUCGGGAGGCUGAGGUAGGAGAAUCGCUUGAACCCAGGAGGUGGAGGUUGCAGUGAGCCCAGAUCAUGCCACUGCACUCCAGCCUGGAUGACAGAGGAGACUCCAUGUUAAAAAAAUAAUAAUUAAAUAAACUUUAAAAAUUAGCCGGGGCAUGGUGUUUCGUGCCUGUGGUUCCAGCUACUGGGAAGGCUGAGGUGGGAGGAUUAACUGAACCUGGGAGUUUGAGGCUCCAGUUAGCUGUGAUCUCACCACUGCCCUCCCUGGGUGACAUAUAUAUAUAUUUAAGCCACUGAGCUGUGAAGGUAUGUGAGUUAUAUCUUGAAAAAUACACACAUAGUGAGCGCCAAAUCCCGGGAUUAGUGUUUAAGUGUUGGGCUUGUCAGCUGUCAAGGGCUCUGCAGCUCUUUCUCUGAAUCCAAGUUAUUCUUCCUUUGGACUGGGAACCCAGGCUGCGACCUGGGAGGAUGUGGCCUCAUGGGGGGCAGGGCCAGCACGCUGUGAUGGGGCUGGGGCUGGGCAGGUUGGGGCUGCCUGCUACUCCCCACUCCUGACUCUGGGUGGGGACAGAAGGCAGAGGGAGGCUCCUGGCACCUGGGGCACAGGAAUCUCAGGCAUGUGGUCCUGAGCCUGUUUCCAAAAGCCAGACCCGCCUCCCCAGGGCGGAGAGACUGGGAGGGGCCCCAAUCCAGGCUCCCGGGAUGGCCUGGCUGGCAUCUGGGGUUCCAGUGGCCCCUCUCCCUCGGCCCUGGCAGUGGGGCUGGACACUGGCCUGCCUCCCACCAGAGUCCCCCUAGCUCCUCCCUGCUGUGGGCUGGACUGGGAGGAAGAGGGUGGGGUGCACUUACAUUUGCAGGUCUUUCCAGCCCCUGGGGCAGCUUGAUUAACCAGCUUCUCCAGGGCCAAGCUGUUGGGGGUGGGGUGCAGCCCGAGGCAGCCAGACCAGCCCCCGAGCCUCCUGGGUGUUGGAGGCUGUCAUGGGGCUACCCUGGGGGCAGCUUCACCUAGGGCUGCAGAUGCUCCUCCUGGCGUUGAACUGUCUCUGGCCCAGCCUGAGCCUGGGUGAGUGGGGGUCCCGGAUGGACGUGUCCAGCCAGACCCAAGGGGCUGCGGGCCCUGCUGGAGUGAUCGGACCCUGGGUGCCCACCCCCCUCCGGUUGGGAGAGGCAGCCCCAGGGACCCCCACGCCCUUCUCCGUGGCUCACCUUUUGUUCCCCGUGGCCACAGAGCUGGUGCCCUACAUGCCUCAGAUAACAGCCUGGGACCUGGAAGGGAAGGUCACAGCCACCACCUUCUCCCUGGAGCAGCCGCGCUGUGUCUUCGAUGGGCAUGCCAGCCCCAGCGACACCGUCUGGCUCGUGGUGGCCUUCAGCAAUGCCUCCAGGGGCUUCCAGAACCCGGAGACACUGGCUGACAUCCCGGCCUCCCCACAGCUGCUGACCGACGGCCACUACAUGACGCUGCCCCUGUCUCUGGACUGGCUGCCCUGUGACGACCCCAUGGUGGGCAGCGGAGGCGCCCCCGUGCUGCGGGUGGGCCAUGACCACGGCUGCCACCAGCAGCCCUUCUGCAACGCGCCCCUCCCUGGCCCUGGACCCUAUCGGGUGAAGUUCCUCCUGAUGGACGCCAGGGGAUCACCCAGGGCCGAGACCAAGUGGUCAGACCCCAUCACUCUCCACCAAGGGAAGACCCCCGGAUCCAUCGACACCUGGCCAGGGCGGCGAAGUGGCAGCAUGAUCAUCAUUACCUCCAUCCUCUCUUCUCUGGCCGGCCUCCUGCUCUUGGCCUUCUUGGCAGCCUCUACCGCGCGCUUCUCCAGCCUGUGGUGGCCAGAGGAGGCCCCGGAGCAGCUGCGGAUCGGCUCCUUCAUGGGCAAGCGCUACAUGACCCACCACAUCCCAUCCAGCGAGGCCGCCACACUGCCGGUGGGCUGUGAGCCUGGCCUGGACCCACUCCCCAGCCUCAGCCCCUAGCCUGGCCUCUGUGCUUGGGGCUGGGGGAGGUGGGGCGCACGGAGCGAGUGCAUGGUGCUCUGUCCCAGCUCCUGCACCCACAGGCCCCCUCAGGGCUCCUUGCCUUUCCCCUCCACCAGCAUACCCCCUACCCUGCCUGGAAUCCCAGCACCAGCCCCCCUGCCUCUGCCUUUCCGGUUUCUCUCCCUCUCCAAGCAUCUGUAAGUUGCACUCAGGAGGGUUUAGGGGAGGGCCAUGGGCAGGCUGAACACCCAGUCCCCACCUCCAUCCCCACCUCUGUCUCACCUGACCUCCUUCGAGGGAGGCUGGAGACCGUGUGCACAGGCCGCCCUGACCACAAGCUUCCAGACCCCAAGAGGAGGCCUGCAGAGGAAUGUGCUUUGCCUGAUGCAGGGAGCUGGGCCCAUCCUGGGGCCUAUGAGACCUGAGCCACCCUCCGUCCCCCGUCCCACCCAUCAGUGGCUGGGCGGGGUGAGGAUUCAGAGGCGUCUCUACUGCCUCUGGGCACAGCACCUUUCUGAGAGUGGGACUCUCCAUGGUCAUCUGACUACCAAUUCUGGCCGCCACCUCCAACCUUCUUGCACAUAUGGCUGGCUCUCGCCCUUAUCCACCCCCUCAAGCAUUUAUUAAGCACCUGCUGUAUGCCACAUACCGUGUUA
Messenger RNA from Symphalangus syndactylus (siamang), 5301 nucleotides. It is a transcript of the gene UPK3B, whose product is annotated as uroplakin 3B. Gene Ontology annotation, cellular component: membrane. The record is from RefSeq and is a predicted model, not a curated record. NCBI's taxonomy places the organism in Eukaryota, Metazoa, Chordata, Mammalia, Primates, Hylobatidae.